This is a messenger RNA of Penicillium lagena, 2802 nucleotides long. RefSeq names its product beta-mannosidase. The transcript has 5 exons. The coding region runs from base 1 to 2802 and encodes 933 amino acids. Gene Ontology annotation, biological process: carbohydrate metabolic process; glycoprotein catabolic process. Gene Ontology annotation, molecular function: beta-mannosidase activity. NCBI's taxonomy places the organism in Eukaryota, Fungi, Ascomycota, Eurotiomycetes, Eurotiales, Aspergillaceae. The record is from RefSeq and is a predicted model, not a curated record.
AUGCGUUUCUUGUCCGCGACAGGGUUACUUGCUGCAGCAUUUGCACUACAAAUUCCGCUGGUCGCGGCAGCUCACAACGUAGUUGAUCUCUCCGACCAGAGAUGGACUCUAACCAGUCCUGGCAAUGACACGAUCAAGAUCCCUGGGAAAGUGCCUUCGCAUGCCCACAUCGAUCUAUAUGCCGCGAAAGUCAUUGACAAUCCACUGAUUGGGCUCAAUGACUUUGAUCUUCGCUGGAUUGCGUUUAGCAACUGGACAUAUAGUACUGAGCUGAGAGGAGUGCAAAAUUCCAAGCACCUACAAACCAGCCUCAUCUUCAACGGCCUCGACACCUACGCUGCUAUCGAGUUCUGCGGCCAGCACAUCGGCAACACAGACAACCAAUUCCGCCAAUGGGUUUUCGACAUCUCCCACGCUCUCGCGUCCUGCAAGUCGUACGAGCCCCUGCUCGAAGUCAAGUUUGGCUCUACGCCCAAUAUCUCAGCGGUGAUUGCUGCGGAGCCCGGUCAGGAGACAUGGCCAGACGGCGUAGACGAGGUUUACGAAUUUCCGAACAGACAGUUUGUGCGCAAAGAGCAGUCCGACUUUGGAUGGGACUGGGGUCCGGCUUUUAUGCCGGCGGGGAUUUGGCAACCAGCGUAUUUGAUACAGCUUGAUGGGCCUGAUUCGGUGUAUGUAAAGAACUCUGAUUUUGACCUUUAUCGCAAAGGCCAGCUCAACAACCUGCCGCCGGACCAGACCGCCGAUUGGAUAUUCAACGCCAGCAUCGACGUCGUCGGCUCCGUGCCUAGAGGCUCGCAAAUGAGGUACACUAUCGUAGACUCAGACUCACAUCGCAGAGUGAGCAAUGGGAGGUUUGGCCAACUCGAGAAUGGCGGAGAUGUCAUCACCGGAAUUGCAGCGCUCAAGGAAUCUGACUACGAGCUUUGGUGGCCCAACGGCCUUGGUCCCCAGAAGUUGUACAACAUGGAGGUAGAAGUUGUGUUCGGAGGUCGGACCAUUGCUUCGGUCAACAAGCGCAUGGGUUUUCGAACCAUCGUUCUCAACAUGGAGCCUAUCAGUGACCUGCAACUGUCGCAGGAUACAGUCCACUUCGAGAUCAACGGUCACACCUUUUACUCAAAAGGCGCCAACUUUGUGCCUCCUGACCCGUUUUGGCCGCGCGUGACCCCUGACCAUAUCAAAGGAAUCCUGACCGACGUGGUCGACGGCCACCAGAACAUGCUGCGCGUAUGGUCCAGUGGUGCCUACUCACCUGACUUCAUGUAUGACCUUGCCGACGAGAUGGGCGUGCUGCUGUGGUGCGAGUUCGAGUUCAGCGUCUCCCUCUACCCCGCGAACCCGGAGUUCCUCGAGAAUGUCCGCCAGGAAGCGGUUUACCAAGUACGACGCACCAACCACCACCCGUCCAUGGCGCUCUGGGCUGGCGGCAACGAGAUGGAAAAGGACGAGCUUCCCGCCAUACGGUCCGACUCGCCAGAGUUGUACGAAAAGUACCUCAAUGAGUAUCUUGAGCUAUUUCUAAACACGCUACUACCAGCUGUGUACGGCAACUCACACAGCAUCAGCUACAUGCCCUGUAGCACCAACAACGGCUAUCUAGAGCUCGAUUUCAACCUGACGAUCCCCUUCGUGGACCGUCUCUACAACACCACGCCGGGGUACCUCUACGGCGACAGCGACUUUUACGACUACAACGCCGCGCAGGCCUUUGACAUCAACCAGUACGUCGUUAACCGCUUCGCCAACGAGUUCGGCUUCCCAUCUGAGCCCAGCCUAGAGACGUGGCGGGAAGCCAUUCCUGAGGAUCAGCUGUACUUCAACUCCACUAUGGCGGUUCUGCGUAAUCAUCAUUAUCCGCCAGGCAGUCUGGCGACGGACGAGUUUGACAAUCCGCUGAAAGGACAGGGCGAGAUGACGCUCGGAGUAGAGUACUGGUAUCCCAUUCCGAACAAGACUGAUUCGGUGGCCAACUUCUCGGCGUGGUGCCAUACUACGCAGAUAUUCCAAGCGGAUUUUCUGCACACCAAGAUCCAGUACUACCGAGCGGGUUCGUCGAUGCCGCAGCGACAGCUGGGCUCGCUGUACUGGCAACUCAACGACAUCUGGCAGGCCCCAACCUGGUCCAGCCGCGAGUACGACGGGCGGUGGAAAGUGCUUUUCUACACGACCAAGGACAUCUACCAGCCCAUCAUCCUGGCGCCGGUAUACAACGUCACGACGGGAGUGAUGGAUCUCUACGCCGUGUCCGACCUGUGGAGCGUCGUCGAGGGCGAGGCCAGCUGGGAGUGGAUCGGCUACGAUGGCAAGCCUGUGAACACAUCAUUGUCCGCCAAAUCUCAGAAGUUCACCGUCGGAGCCGUCAACGCCACUGUGCUGACUAGCAUGAACAUCACGGACCUGACUAGCAGCGGCAGUCUACCCGCCGACAACGCCGUUCUAGUUGCCACCGUGACAGCGAGUGGCAGUCCGCCAAAUUCCAAGGCGACCAUGACGUAUACGCACUCCAACUUCUUCACGGCCACCCCACUCGGGAAGGCCAAGUUAGUAGAUCCGGGCCUCACGCUGUUGCAGGGGCGCGGCUCGUUCAUUGUGACGGCGGAGAAGGGUGUGAGCGCGUUUACAUGGCUGGCACUAGACCCCAAAGACGCGGGGGUGAUUGUGGUUUUUGACGACAAUGGGUUCCUGCUGCGGAAGGGAGAGAGCAAGACUGUUGGGUAUCGCAUCUCCAGUGGGGAAAGCCCUGGAUGGGAGACGCGGGUUACGGUUGAGAGUAUUUGGAACAACACGCUGCCGGAGUAG